GAAACAGUAUCCCGGUUCAAACACCAAGUGUCAGACCAGCUGGGGGUCAUGCGGUCCUAUCUGGGGGUGCUGGAGUCUUCCCUGGGCCAGGAGGCUGAGCGGGUGCAACAACAGGCCACCGAGGCCUUGCAAAACGAACGCAAGACCUUGACCCGCUACCUGGAUCAGCUCAAGCAGAUGGAGAUGGUGCUGGGCAACGUGCAAGACGAACCCCAGACCGAGUUCCUGAGGAAAUAUUGUCUGGUUGCCAGCAGAUUGCAGAAGAUCCUGGGGGAAUCUCCACCCGUGGCCCGCAUGGACAUUCAGCUCCCCAUAAUUUCUGAUGAGUUUAAGUUUCAAGUAUGGAGGAAGAUGUUCCGUGCAAUAAUGCCAGCUUUGGAAAACCUGACCUUGGACCCAGCCACCGCGCAAGCCAACCUAGUGGUGUCUGAAGAUGGGAAAAGAGUGGAAUGUGUUGAACAUAAGCAAGCCAUGAGCUCGGAUGACCCACAACGGUUUGACAAGUCCAACUGCCUGGUGUCACGCCAGAGCUUCUCACAAGGAGAACACUACUGGGAGGUGACAGUAGAUGACAAGCCCCGUUGGGCUCUAGGCCUCAUCUCAGCUGAAACCGGGCGCAAGGGUCGCCUGCACGCCACCCCGUCCAAUGGCUUCUGGCUGGUGGGUUGCAAGGAAGGGAAAACCUAUGAGGCCUUUGUGGAGCACAAGGAACCCCGGUCUCUGAAGCUGGAGGGAAAGCCCAGCCGAAUUGGGAUCUACCUCAGCUUCGACGAUGGCCUCCUGGCCUUCUACGAUGCCAGUGACGAAGACAAUCUGGUCCAGAUCUUUGCUUUCCAUGAGCGCUUUACAGGCACGGUCUACCCCUUCUUUGACGUCUGCUGGCACGACAAGGGCAAGAACAGCCAGCCUUUAAUCCUCUACACCCCAGAGUCACAGGAGCGAUAACUAACCAUGAGCAGAAAUGACCCGGUAUCUUCUAGACCAGCCUUCUAGACCCGGGUUCCUCUUUAUGUGCUGAGUCUGCAUCGUGUAGCAUCCUAAAAUUCUAGACAAUUAUAAUCCCAAUAGCUCUGGAGAACACCAAAUGAGCAAAGGCUGCUAUAAAUUCACUCAUUACCAGCUCCUAUCUAUAUUAUCACCUGCCAUGGUCUUCAGAGGAGCUGUUUCUUACCAAAGCUGCACAUUGUACCCCUCUCCCCAAUUAUUGGUAAUUUUAACUCCGUUGCACACAGACUCCUAAGUCAUAGCCACAUUCAGUUUGAUUAAAGAAAUGCCACUGUAUCAGCACAGGUCUGCCAUCUAAAACUUGGAAUCUUGACAACUUUCUUGGUUUAGAAAUAAAGGUUUAUUAUCCUUGU
Molecule: messenger RNA, 1358 nt
Organism: Protobothrops mucrosquamatus (brown spotted pit viper)
Lineage: Eukaryota; Metazoa; Chordata; Lepidosauria; Squamata; Viperidae
Product: tripartite motif-containing protein 72
Exons: 4
Molecular function (GO): protein binding
Source: RefSeq, a predicted model, not a curated record